UCAGUCACUCACUUUAAACCUAUCAUCAUCAUCAUCAUCAAAACCCUAGGUACUACGAUCGAUCACAUGGCUACCAAACACGCUUCAGGAUCAUCAUCUGGUCAGGCGGCCAAACCGGGGCUUAGAAAACCGGUUUUUGUUAAGAUCGACAGCCUUAAACCGGGUACAUCCGGUUUAACACUUGUUGUUAAGGUUUUGAGUUCAGAAAUGGUGAUGCAAAAAGGACGUAACGUUCGCAUUGCUGAGUGUCUUGUUGGUGAUGACACUGGGACUAUCUUGUUCACUGCUCGUAACGAUCAAGUUGAUCUAAUGAAACCUGGUACUAGUGUCAACAUUCGCAAUGGAAAGAUUGACAUGUUUAAGGGUAUGAUGAGGCUUGUGGUAGACAGGUGGGGUCGUAUUGAGGUAACAGAUGCGGUUUCGUUUGAAGUCAAAGAGGACAACAAUCUUUCUCUUGUGGAGUAUGAGCUGGUUAAUGUUGCAGAGUAGGUAACCUGAUAGAUGGUAUUUCGUAAUGUUUAAUCUUUUGCUUUUAAUUUAUGCUGAUAGCCUGAUACACUACGGAUAUGGAUCCUAUUAGAAACACGGGUCUCUUAAGAUUUAUCAUGGAUAGUAUCUUAUGCUGGUUGGAUUUUGAUUAGGGGAAUGUAUUGGGCUUUAUAUAUUAUGCUAAUUAGGCUUUCGUUAUUCUCAAUUAAUUGAAUGUUUGUGAAUUGAAUGUUUGUG
Erigeron canadensis is the source of this 726-nucleotide messenger RNA. RefSeq lists its product as uncharacterized. Lineage: Eukaryota; Viridiplantae; Streptophyta; Magnoliopsida; Asterales; Asteraceae. The transcript has 2 exons. The record is from RefSeq and is a predicted model, not a curated record. Bases 67 to 489 code for a protein of 140 amino acids.